AUGGCGUCUGUGUUUGGUCAAUUCCUUACGCACGAUAUAAUUUUGACAUUGCAUGACGGAAAUGAAGUCUGUGACGACCGGUGUAGUGAUCUUACCACAGAAUGCUUCGGGAUCACCAUUGCAAACAUAUCAAACGACCCUGUUUUCACUGAAUGCAUUCCAAUGACGCGCGCCUCAAGGUGUCAGUUUAAGGGUGUACAAGAGCAAAUUAACAGUGCCACUGCCUUCAUAGACGCCUCACAAGUCUACGGAAACAACGAGGAGGAAGUGGAAAGAGUACGCGAUAUGAACUCACUGAAUGGUCUUCUUCGCACAACCUGUCAUAAUGAGGCCGUUAAGCCACUCUUACCUCAGCUACAAGCUGAUGAUCCUAAAGUAUUUUGCCGCUCAUACAGCAAUAAGACUCCCUGCUUUUACACAGGAGACUAUAAAAGGAAUAAUGUUAGUCCAGCUUUAGCUGCCAUGCACACUAUUUGGGUGAGAGAACACAACAGGAUUGCCUUAGAACUGCGUGAGAUAAACCCCCACUGGGAUAAAGAACGGCUUUUUCAAGAAACAAGGAAAAUCAUAGGAGCUAUGAUGCAGCAUAUAUCAUAUAGCGAGUACCUCCCAACUAUACUCAGUAAACAAAUGCUUCAAGAUUACGAACUGAAUCCAAACCAGCCAUGGAAAUACGACCAAUUCGCUGACGCCUCCAUUGCGAACAGCUUUGGAGCCGCAGCGCUAAGGUUUGGUCACAGUACUGUUGGCAAUAUGUACACAAGGCCUGAUUUCUUUGAUAUGCCCAUAGACGAUAUGCACAACCCGACUCCUCUGUACAAUUUACAGCAGGGAGGUGUGGAUAGUAUCUUGAAUGGAAUGCUGGAACAAUCUGCCAGGAAAAUUGAUAGGUUCUUUUCAUGGGCGUUAACAAUGAAAUUAAAGCCUGGACCGGGAGUCACCGCUGAUCUUGUAGCAAUAAAUAUCCAGCGAGGCAGAGACCAUGGCCUUCCACCAUAUGUCAAGUUCAGGGACCACUUUCACGUGAGUAAAAGAAGCAUUCCAAACGAGCUCAAGUCUGAGCUGAUAAAUCUGUAUGGUGAUCUUGACGAUGUGGAUUUGUAUGUUGGUGGACUCCUGGAAACCCCUGUUGCAGACGGGGCAAUGGGGCCGACCUUCUCUCACAUUUUAGCCGAAGGAUUCAAAAAUCUGCGAAAAGGGGAUCGUUUUUGGUACCAAAACUUGGACUCGCCAACCGGAUUUAAUUCUGAUCAACUGAAGGAGAUAAAGAAAGCUUCUCUUGCUAAAAUCAUCUGCGACAACAGCGAUGCGAUAUAUAGAAUUCAGCGCAUGGCCAUGUUAAAAGAAGGUUCGGGA
Pocillopora verrucosa is the source of this 1356-nucleotide messenger RNA. Its product is annotated as peroxidasin-like. Gene Ontology annotation, biological process: response to oxidative stress. Gene Ontology annotation, molecular function: heme binding; peroxidase activity. The record is from RefSeq and is a predicted model, not a curated record. Lineage: Eukaryota; Metazoa; Cnidaria; Anthozoa; Scleractinia; Pocilloporidae.